UGGAUUGCCCACACGCAUUCAUAUGUGCUGACUGUGAGACACUAAAUUUAAGUCUCUCCUCUGCCCAUCCAAGACUAGAAUCUGUUCCAUGAUUCUUGAAGGCAAAUAUGUCAACGGAACUUCUCAGGGCCUCCGUCUGCCUUCUCCUCCUCCUCUUCCUCCACCAAAAGCUUGCCGCCUGUGCAGACGGAGAAGAUAGCUUCACCUACAGUGGAUUCAGAGGAGCCAAUCUUACCCUCGAUGGGGUGGCAGCGAUCUCAUCCGGCGGUCUUCUCGUGGUCACCGACAACACAAUCCAGUCGAAGGGCCACGCCUUCUACCGAACCCCACUUCGAUUCAAAGAGUCUCCUAAUGGUACCGUCUUCUCCUUCUCCACCACUUUUGUCUUUGCCUUCAUCUCAGAACCCGCGGACCUUAACGGGGAUGGGAUGGCCUUCUUAGUCUCCCCCACGAAGGACUUCUCCCGAGCCUUAGGUAAUCAGUAUUUAGGCCUCUUCAAUCUAAGCAGCGUCGGUAAUUCGACCAACCAUGUCCUUGCGAUCGAGCUUGACACAACCCGUAACCCCGAAUUCCAAGAUAUUGAUAAUAACCAUGUCGGCAUCGAUAUCAACAACUUGAAAUCUGAUGAGUCCCACACUGCUGGUUAUUAUCUGAAUGACACUGGUUCGUUCCAAAAUCUAAGUCUCAGGAGCGGCCAAACCAUGCAAGUUUGGGUAGACUAUGAUAGCCAUGAGAUGCUACUUAACGUGACCUUAGCUCCAAUCGCAAUGGCCAAACCCGGUAGACGUCUCUUAUCGGCGGUCGUCAAUCUUUCAAGCGUGUUGUUGGAAACUAUGUAUGUUGGAUUCUCCGCCUCCAAUGGUCCUUUCCUAACGUCUCAUUACGUCCUUGGUUGGAGCUUUAAGAUGAAUGGCGUAGCCCAAGCUCUCGACUCCUCUCUGCUGCCUUCUGUUCCUCGUGCGAAAUCAAAUCACAAGUUAAAGGUUUUGCGCAUCGGGCUGCCCUUGGCGUCAUCUACGCUUGUUUUAGUCAUCGUAGGGACUGUCGUGUUCAUCCUGAGACGGAGGGGCAGGUAUUCAGAGCUCCUGGAAGACUGGGAGCUUGAGUACGGGCCUCAUCGGUUCUCCUACAAGGAUUUGUUCAGGGCUGCCAAGGGUUUCAGGGACACGGAGCUUCUCGGAAUGGGCGCGUUCGGGAGAGUGUACAAGGGUGUGCUACCGUCUUCUGGAUCGGAGGUUGCAAUUAAAAGAGUGUCCCAUGGAUCAAGACAGGGUAUGAGAGAGUUCAUUGCGGAGAUCGUCAGCCUCGGUCGCCUCCGCCACCGAAACCUCGUCCAAUUGCUGGGCUAUUGCCGACGCCAAGGAGAGCUUCUGUUGGUGUAUGAUUAUAUGCCCAAUGGCAGCCUCGAAAAGUUCCUGCAUGAUCAAGCUAAGCCUGCUCUGGAUUGGGCGACCCGGUUUCGGAUCAUCAAAGGCGUGGCUUCAGGUCUAUUAUAUCUUCACGAAGACUGGGAGCAAGUCGUCGUCCACAGAGACAUUAAGGCGAGUAAUGUGUUGCUCGAUAAUGAAUUGAAUGGAAGGUUGGGCGACUUUGGCCUAGCAAGGUUGUACGAUCAUGGAACGGAUCCACAGACCACUCAUGUCGUGGGAACCAUGGGUUAUCUUGCUCCCGAGCUUGCUCGAACCGGCAAGGCGACCACCAUCACCGACGUGUUUGCGUUCGGGGCAUUCCUUCUGGAGGUUGCUUGCGGCAGGAGGCCGGUGGACCCGACGGCGCACGAGGACCAGCUGGUUCUACAGGAUUGGGUGGUGGAGAAAUGGCGGAAGGGAUCGAUACUGGAGACGAGGGAUCCGACGCUGGGAGAAGAGUACGCGGUGGAGGAGGUGGAGCUGGUUCUGAAGCUUGGACUGCUGUGCUCGCAUCCGCUGCCCACAAAGCGACCCAGCAUGCGCCAAGUCGUGCGGUACUUGGAAGGCCAUGCGCCGCUCCCGGAGCUGUCGCCCGCGAACCUGAGCUUCAGCCUUCUCGCGCUGCUUCGCAAGGAAGGUUUCGAUGACCAAAUCAUGUCGUUUUAUUGUUUGCUUGCAGCCUCCGGCAGCGCAAACCAUGAAUUCAUCUUCAAUGGAUUCAGUGGAGCCAAUCUUACGCUCGACGGGGUGGCAUCCAUCACCUCCAGUGGUCUGCUGAGGAUCACCAACGCGACAACGCAGGUGAAGGGCCACGCCUUCCGUCCAUCCCCACUUCGUUUCAGAGAUCAAACUACUGGUAAAAUCUUCUCCUUCUCCACCACUUUCGUCUUCGGCUUCAUCCCAGAAUUCGCCAAUCUUAGCGGCCAUGGAGUCGUCUUCUUGAUUUCUCCCACCAAGGACUUCUCCGGAGCCUUAGGAAGUCAGUUCUUAGGCGUCUUCAACCAGAGCAACAAUGGGAACUCGAGCGAUCAUAUUCUUGGCAUCGAGCUUGACACAAUCUAUGACCCUGAAUUUCAGGAUAUUGAUGACAAUCAUGUCGGAAUCGACAUUAACAGCCUGACAUCUAACUCUUCCCACACCGCUGGUUAUUAUGCUGAUGACUCUGGUUUGUUCAAAGCUUUAAGCCUUAGAAAUGGUGAAGCCCUGCAAGUUUGGAUAGAUUACGACGGCCAAGAGAUGCUGCUUAAUGUUACCCUAGCUUCAAUUCAAAUGGCCAAACCCCAAAAACCUCUUUUAUCCGCCAUCAUCGAUCUAUCAAGCGUGCUGACAGGUCCCAUGUAUGUUGGCUUCUCCUCAUCCACUGGUUCUCUCCUGACGUCUCAUUACAUUCUGGGUUGGAGCUUUAACUUGAAUGGAGUAGCUCAAGUUCUCAACUAUUCCCUACUGCCCUCUCUCCCUCGUGUGAGACCCAAGCGAGGAUCAAAGGCGUUGACCAUUUCACUGCCUCUAGCAUCAGCUGGACUAGUUCUAAUCGUCGCAGGAGUCGUGGCUUUCAUCGUAAGAUGGAGGAUCAAGUACGCAGAGGUCCGCGAGGACUGGGAGCUUCAGUACGGCCCUCAUCGGUACUCCUACAAAGACUUGUACGAAGCUACCAAGGGUUUCGAGGACGAAGAUUUGCUCGGAAUAGGCGGAUUCGGAAAGGUCUACAAGGGGGUGCUACAGACUUCUAAAUCGGAGAUUGCGGUGAAGAGAGUAUCUCAUGAAUCAAGACAGGGCAUGAGGGAGUUUGUCGCUGAGAUAGUUAGCAUCGGUCGCCUCCGCCACCGCAACCUUGUUCAGUUGUUGGGCUAUUGCCGACGCAAAGGUGAGCUCCUGUUGGUGUAUGAAUACAUGCCCAAUGGCAGCCUGGACAAGUUUCUGUAUGGCCAAGACAAGCCUACUCUGGAUUGGGCGACACGGUUCCGGAUCAUCAAAGGCGUGGCAUCAGGGCUUCUGUAUCUACACGAAGAUUGGGAGCAAGUCGUCAUCCACAGAGACAUCAAGGCGAGCAAUGUGCUGCUCGACCAUGAACUGAAUGGAAGGUUGGGUGACUUCGGCCUAGCAAGAUUAUACGAUCAUGGGACUGUUCCCCUGACCACCCGUGUCGUGGGAACCAUGGGUUAUCUUGCUCCGGAGCUUGUUCGAACCGGCAAGGCGGCAACCAUCACCGACGUGUUUGCAUUCGGAAUCUUCCUCUUGGAGGUUGCUUGCGGAAGGAGGCCCGUGGACCCGACGGCGGACGAGGAGAAGCUUAUUCUGUCGGACUGGGUGUUGAAGAAUUGGCAGAAGGGAUCGAUACUGGAGACGACGGAUCCAAGGCUCGGAGAAGCGUACGCGGUGGAGGAGGUGGAGCUGGUGUUGAAGCUUGGACUGUUGUGCUCGCAUCCACUGCCCACGGAAAGGCCGAGCAUGCGCCAAGUGGUGCGCUACUUGGAGGGCCAUGCACCGCUUCCCGAGCUGUCGCCCACGUACCUCAGCUUCGGCGCUUUUGUGCAGCGUCGCAACGACGGUGUCGAUGGCCGUAUCAUGUCGAAUACUUCGCCGGUGGCUACUACAUCGGUUCUCUCCGGAGGUCGUUGACGGAGUCCGACAAUCAUGUGUGUCGUCUCCCCUGAUUUGUCCCUUUGUCAUACAGUGUAUUGUUCGCUUUGAAGCACUAAAAGACUAUCUACCA
Messenger RNA from Musa acuminata AAA Group (dessert banana), 4122 nucleotides. RefSeq names its product L-type lectin-domain containing receptor kinase SIT2-like. Lineage: Eukaryota; Viridiplantae; Streptophyta; Magnoliopsida; Zingiberales; Musaceae. Gene Ontology annotation, cellular component: plasma membrane. The coding region runs from base 108 to 4028 and encodes 1306 amino acids. Gene Ontology annotation, molecular function: ATP binding; carbohydrate binding; transmembrane receptor protein serine/threonine kinase activity. Gene Ontology annotation, biological process: defense response to bacterium; defense response to oomycetes; protein phosphorylation. The transcript is spliced from 3 exons. The record is from RefSeq and is a predicted model, not a curated record.